AGGGAGACAGCGGGCAUGAACGGGGGGGCAAGAAGGAGCUGUUGAGAAGCAAAAAGAAGGAGCGGAACGACGAGAAGAAAGACAAGGGUUACGCAGCGCUUGGAGAAGACAGCUCGCCAGACGACACGGAGGGCCAGGACACAAGGAAUCCUUUGAAGCCCAAGAAGCAAAAAUCCUUCAAGUUCCUCCACAAGAGAGAGAAAGAGGAGGAGGAGGACAGGAUGGAGAAGAGGAAGGAGAACGUGGAGAGAAAGAUUGACAAGCGGAAGGAGAAGGAGGAGAAAAAGAGGUUUAAGAAGGACAUGAAGAAGAAGGAGGAACAGGAGGAAGAGGCAGUGCCAGUGUUUGAAGUGCCACUGUGCCUGGCCGUCCAGCGCUGCCCGGCACACGAUGGCAUCCAGCUGCCCGCCAUUGUCAGGGAGUGCAUUGACCAGAUAGAGGUCUCCACUGUGAGGGCAUCUACAGGCUGAGUGGCGUCAAGAGCAAAGCACAUCAACUGCGUCGCCUCUACAACACUGGGGAGGGUGUGAGGCUGUGUGACCAGGAGCCGCACGUCAUCGCAUCCCUCCUCAAGCAGUACCUCAGGGAGUUGCCGGAGCCAGUGUUGACGUCGGACAUGAUGCCACACUUUGAGGACGUAGCGAUGAUUCCUAACCCCGGGGAGCGCGCCGAGGCCAUGCGCCAGCUGAUCAACCGCCUGCCAACCGCCAACCGCCUGCUGCUCCAAUACAUGUUCAAGCAUAUGGGACACAUCAUUGCAAGGGUAACUAGGGAUUUUCUUUAUGGUACUU
Messenger RNA from Eriocheir sinensis (Chinese mitten crab), 791 nucleotides. Its product is annotated as ralA-binding protein 1-like. NCBI's taxonomy places the organism in Eukaryota, Metazoa, Arthropoda, Malacostraca, Decapoda, Varunidae. The transcript has 5 exons. The record is from RefSeq and is a predicted model, not a curated record. Bases 222 to 470 code for a protein of 82 amino acids.